Molecule: messenger RNA, 1284 nt
Organism: Penicillium maclennaniae
Lineage: Eukaryota; Fungi; Ascomycota; Eurotiomycetes; Eurotiales; Aspergillaceae
Product: nonribosomal peptide synthase
Exons: 3
Coding region: 1-1284 (427 amino acids)
Source: RefSeq, a predicted model, not a curated record
AUGCUCUCAAAAGUUGCACAACGGACGCGUCCCGACAUACAAACAAGCCAGGAGAGCCAGGCAAUUACCACUCAACGACCUUACUCGCUUUCGCCUAUUCAGCAGAUGUUCCUAGAUACCAUCACUACUAAGCGCAUCCCAGGCUUCAGCCAUUCAUUUUUACUACAAGUUAAAUGCGAUAUUGAACCUGAGGAAUUGGAUAGGACCGUGAAAGGGAAAUGGUCUCAGUACAUCUCUGGGGAUGUAAAAAGCUCCUACAACCUUCGGCUACAUGAAGUUCCGGUCGAUGAGGACGUUGUUCCGACAUUGACGAAGGCUUGCCGGGAGAGGCUUAACCCCGGUAAAGGACCUGCCAUUGCUUGUGAAGUCUUCAAAUGUGCAGGCAAAAAGUAUCUUUUUCUUGCUGCUCAUCACCUUGUCAUCGAUCUUGUCUCCUGGCGGAUAAUCCUCAAAGACCUAGAGCUUCUCCUUCGGUUGAAGGAUUUACCACCGUUUUUCUCACUUUCUUUCCCCGAAUGGUGUUUCCAACAGAAGAAAUGGUCCUCUGCUAACCUCCAACCUGACCGGGUUCUCUUUGCCCAGCUGCCUGUGCCACGGUAUGACUACUGGGGAAUGGCUGACGAGGCGAACACCUACGGAAUGGCCAAAAUAUACACAGCAAGUAUCAACUCAGCUAGCUCAACCAAGAUUCUGGCUCUCUGUGCCAAUAACGGACGGCUCGAACUCCAGGAUAUUCUCAUCGUGGCGCUGGUGAUUACAUUCAAGCGGGUUUUUUCUGACCGCGAGCUACCCCCAAUCUUUCUGGAGCAUCAUGGAAGAGAGCCUUGGCUCCCGGAGAUCGACAUUACGCAGACUACAUUGCGGAUAUCCUCCGACGUGCCCGAGACUGUCGCCGGCGGGUUCCCUCUAACGGUUUGGGAAUUCUUCUCCUCCACCUUCCUUCACCCCCAGGGAAGAGAUGCAUUCCACAAAUUGUUACGACCAGAGAUCAUGUUGAACUUUGAGGGAUUCUUUCAGCAAUUAGAGCGGGCUGAUGGCAUGUUCGAGAUUGCUCAGGUUGAUGGUGAACUAGCCGAUAUGUCACCGGAGGCGCCAAGACUAGCCCUUCUUGAAUUUGCUGUCCAGGUACAAAACGGACGCAUUGGACUUUCAUGCAUUUACAAUCAGAAGAUGCGUCAUACCGACCGGGUUGAGCAAUGCAUGAGGGAAUUCGCUCAGUUUCUGACGGAACUACCGGACAUGCUCUCUGGGUCGACUCCAGCGACUUUCCCCGAGUCUCGUUGA